CGGUCAUUUUGAAAUUCUACGCUACUACUCUACUUUACAACAGAAUGUUUGUGUUCCGAAUAGAAUACUAGAUUUGCAUCAUUUAACACCUUUGUUUUUCGGGCACAAAUGAUUUAAAUGAUUGUAAACUUUCACUUGUUCCGGAGUUGUCACUGAAAGCACUAAUACUAUCGACCUCUAUCUUCUCACUUUGAACUCCCUGGAGAUUCCUAAUGGAAACUCUACAGAAAACUGAUGGGCGGCCUGAAGAAGGAGCCUCAGCAGAUGAUGGAAGUCCACAAACAAAAUAUCGCUUGGAUCACAAUUCAGUUAUUGCGUUCAAAAAGAUGAAUUCAUUUCGUAAGAAAGGUCAGCUUUGUGAUGUGGUUAUUAAAGCUGAAGGGCGCGAGUUUCUGGCUCAUCGCGUUGUUUUAGCAGCUUCUAGUGAUUACUUUGAUGCCAUGUUCUCAAGUGGAAUGGCAGAGUCAGCGCAGCUAGAAAUUGAGCUUAAGUCUAUUUCUCCUGAAAUAAUGGAUGCCUUACUGGAUUACGUGUACACUGGUCAAGUUCGUGUAAGCAUGGACAAUGUUCAAGAUCUACUUCCAGCUGCAAGCCUUGUUCAAAUGGAAGGUAUAAAAGUUGCCUGUUCUAAUUUCCUGCUGACCGAAGUCGAUUCUACAAAUGUUCUUGGAAUCAGAAGAUUUGCUGAACUUCACAAUUGUAUUGAAUUAGAAAAAUUUACUCGAAACUAUGCAGCGUGUAAUUUUGAGUCUGUUGUUGAUUCUGAGGAGUUUGUAUGUCUCACACAUGAGGAAUUGCUUGAUCUUGUUUCUAGAGAAGAUUUACAAAUUGAUAGUGAGGAGUCUGUUUAUAAUGCUGUAAUGCGAUGGGUAUACUAUCAGCCCAAUGAAAGAGUGGCUAAUCUUUUCCCCUUACUUCGAAAUAUUCGUCUCGCAGCGAUUUCAGUCCGUUUUCUGACAGAUGUUGUGGAUAAAGAUCCUCUUAUUCGUCAAUCUCUGGAAUGUCGAGAUUUAGUAGAUGAUGCUAAACGAUUUCAUCUAAGACCAGAUUUACGUCAUGAAAUGAGAGAUCAGCGAUUCCGUCAACGUGACAGUGGUAAUGAAUACUUAGUUGUCAUUGGUGGAUUCGGAUCUGAUGAUGAUCCUUCUGACUCUGUGGAAACUUUUAAUCCACGAACUUUGGAAUGGGGUGAACUACCCGAUCUACCAAUCAGUUAUCGUUAUGUAGCAGCCUGUUCUUUAGGCACUUGUGUUUACGUUAUUGGUGGUUGUAAUCGAAGCGAACGACUAAAUACAGUAUACUUUCUUGAUAUUGCUCAGCAAGAGGAAGGCUGGCGAUUACUUACUCCAAUGCAUUACAAAAGGGGUCUGUUGGCUGCUUGUACAAAUAAAGGUUUAAUUUAUGUCUGUGGUGGUUUCGAUGGUCAAUCACGUCUUCGAUCACUUGAAGUUUAUCAUCCGAAAAUUGAUGAAUGGAGAAUUCUCGAAGAGAUGACUACAGCACGUGAAGGAGCAGGUCUAGUUGCUGUUGACGAUAUCCUCUAUUGUUUAGGAGGUUAUGAUGGAUUUCAUUUGCUCAACAGUAUGGAGGCUUUUGAUCUUCAUUGUGGCACUUGGUCGACCUGCAAACCAAUGUAUAUGCGUCGUUCAGGAGCUGGUUGUGCUUUAUUGGGAGAAACUAUAUAUGUAUGCGGUGGUUACGGUGGUGCUGAAGGUCGUGGUCCAUUGCAUUUGGAUUCUGUGGAGGCUUACAAUACACGAUUAGACCAGUGGACAGUGAUUACAAGUAUGAAUGUGCCGCGUUGUUAUGUUGGUGCUUGUCCAUUGGCUGGCAAGAUAUAUGUUGCAGCUGGAUACAAUGGAAAUCGUUUAUUGGAUACCGUAGAGUCCUAUGACCCUAUUGAAGAUACUUGGUGGCUUCAUGAGGAAAGUAGGAUGAAUCAUGAACGAUGUGAUACUGGUAUGUGUGUUGUCCGUUUUCCGGUGUUUUGUUCUAGGCAAAGUACACCUACCACAGUUACAUCUACAUCAAGAAAUUUUCUUACUUGUAAUAAUGUUCAAACAUCAUUAUCAUCAACUGUUUCAUCAGUUUGUACAAAUCCUCAACCCACACAAAGUCAGUCAACCAAUACAGUCCAGUCGAAUGAUUCUAAUGCUGGUCGAGUUAAUACAAUUCACAUGAAUCCACAUAUGUCAACAGGUCAUACCAAUCUAGUGUCGUCUCAAGGUAGUCCAUUUUCUGCAUCCAGUCGUAAUGCAUUAUCAGCAGUGGUUAGCGAGUCGAACUACAAUGUUUCACAACUAAUUAACCCUUCAACAAGUGUAAACACAUCCGUUGCGAACUCCCAGUCUCCUGGACAUUCUCACCUACCUUCCACCAAUCGCAGACCAUAUCGUCAACUUGGAAAUCAUACUUCACGUCCAAAUAAUCUGUCAAGCACUGUUGCUGUCGAUGGAAGAGAUAUGCGAAUCUCUAGACCACCAAGACAUUUACUUUCUUUAGCUGCAUCUACCUUAUGUCCAGGCACUAUGAAUAUUUGGAACCCCAGAAGUAUUCGUUUUCCUUAUGUUCCUAGAGGAAUGCAUCAUCUAAGAAAUAACAGGUCACAUAUUUCAUCUCUAUCACGUCAUUCACAUAGUAUUUUGCGCUCUAAUGCUACACCUUUAUCACAUAUGUCUGAGCAAACAGACAAUCCAUUUUUAAAUAAUUUUGAUACCCUUCAUCUUAAUAUGGAUAAUGCUGGUGAAAAUUAUAAUACUCAGACGAACGAGUCUACUGGUAAUUCGGAGUUUGAUUCAGCACAACAAACGGAUCAGCCAACAGACUCUGGAAAUAUGGACGUCAAUGAAUUAUGUUCUCACAUAAAUGAUCCUCAUUUCGAUCAGCCAACUAUACAAGGUUCUCAACUUCCUGCAUCUGAGAGGAGCAGUUGCAGUAGUCUUACUCUAGUAUCCAGUGGACGUAAUUGUUCCCGACAAUGUGGUUCAUCCUCAUCAUGCAAACAUGAAUUGUUUAGAUCUGUAGAUGCAAUCAAUCAUCUAGGUUCCGAUAGCAUAUUUCAACCCAUAUCUGAUACACCUACAUUUUCUAAUGGAGAAACCUCAGAUGCUAUUAAUUCUUCACAAGCCAUCACCUCUAAUGAAGAUCCACUUCAUAUAACAAUGACUGGAGCACAAGGUGACAAUGGCUUUGUAAAUGUCGCCUCAGAAAUCGUUCAUAAUAGUCGAAGUGUUGGUGUAGAGGGUGAUAUACCUGAUGAACAUGGUAGCACUAAUGUAUUUGGUGAUUUUAAUCAAGAACACAGUGAAUGGGAAAAGUUUUCUGAUAUUCCUAUUCACAGACUACGUAAUAUUAUGAACAGUUUAACAACUAAACCAAAGGAGUUACUAUCUAGUUUGUGUACUUCAUCGUCAAAUGAUCCUACUGAUAUGCCAUGUGAACAAACAUGUGAUGUAACAUUAGUUUCUAAUCAUCCAUCUACUUCUUCUGUUCCUAUUCCAAUUGCAAAAGUUAAACCAUGUCCUUCUACUGUUACGGAAAAUGCAUGUACAACAACAACAGCAGCAGCUUUCAAUUCUCUGUCCCCAACACCACAAAAUACGCCUCAACGUUUGAAUGAUUUGUCAACUUGCCAGAUUAAGCAAACGUUGGAUACAAUAUAUCGUCGUUAUAGGCCUAUUAUGCCGCAUUCGUGUAAAACUGAUCCUAUAUGGCCUUUUAGAUAUAAUCCUGAUAUUUGUCAAACACAACCUAUUCAUCAUAAUGAUAAAGUGUGCAAUCCAUCAAGUGAUCAGAAUGUAUCAUCAUCGACAGUUGAAAUGAAUGAUUCGAGAGAGCAUUCGACAGGAGAAGCUCCACAUGUUUUACUUGGUAACGAAGUAUCUCAUUCUCAGCAUCUCAGCUCAGAUGACUCUGCAGUUAGAAAUCUAUCUGAAGACCCUGGUCAGACUGGUGUUUCUGUAAAACCAGAUGUUACAUGUACAACUCCAGUUAUGGAAUCUGUGCAUUUAACAGAUACUCUUGGAUUCAAUUCCUCCAAUCUUAGUGAUCCAGUCAUAGAUCAACCACAGAAUUCAGUCAAUACAACACCUAAUUGUGAACCUGAUAUAACCUUAUGUACAGUGGCGUAUGGAUCCAGUAAUUUAAAUGGCAAUUCAGAAACACAACCAGAUUUACGAUCUGAUGGUGAAGGAGAAGAAGGAGAUGACUUAGACAGCGUUCAACGGAAUCCAGCAGUUGGUCAAGUUGACGAUGAUCUAUAAUAUUUAGUUGUCUUUUUUUACCUAAUAUUAUUCAUCAUAAUUUGCAUCCAUAUUUACUGACUUAAGUUUUUUGUUGUCGUGCAUGACAUUGAUUGUAUUUAAUAUCUUUUAUCUAUCUAGUUUUCAUUUUCUAAUACUGGUAAACUGAUUUUCAGGGUGUUUUUCAUUGGUUCUCUAUACACUACUCUUCAUCUUGUUUCAUUCUCUUUUUUUUGUUACCUUACCUUCAGAGUUAAUCUGUGAUGCGUAUGCGUUCUGAUGAACAACAUGGUUUUUAUUUCUCGGUUCUAUCUUUCUGUAUGCAUAUAUAGUGUUCUGUACAUUUCUUACUUCAGACAAAGUACUAAUUUCAUCAUCCUCAUUUUUCAUUUUGUUUGUUUUCCCAUACACAAUUGAAUAAGACAAUAAGAAUAACAGUUUUCCAGGUUAAAAUGCAUUCAUUUUUAUUUCAUAGUCUUCAUCUGUUGUACGAACCCUGAAUAUAAUCAGCCUUAUUAGUAUGUCUUGAAUAAAACUCG
Trichobilharzia szidati is the source of this 4780-nucleotide messenger RNA. The record is from the annotation of a GenBank genome assembly. Lineage: Eukaryota; Metazoa; Platyhelminthes; Trematoda; Strigeidida; Schistosomatidae.